Oryza brachyantha (malo sina) is the source of this 3039-nucleotide messenger RNA. RefSeq names its product extra-large guanine nucleotide-binding protein 1. Gene Ontology annotation, molecular function: G-protein beta/gamma-subunit complex binding; GTPase activity; guanyl nucleotide binding. NCBI's taxonomy places the organism in Eukaryota, Viridiplantae, Streptophyta, Magnoliopsida, Poales, Poaceae. Bases 109 to 2766 code for a protein of 885 amino acids. Gene Ontology annotation, biological process: adenylate cyclase-modulating G protein-coupled receptor signaling pathway. The record is from RefSeq and is a predicted model, not a curated record. Gene Ontology annotation, cellular component: heterotrimeric G-protein complex. The transcript is spliced from 8 exons.
UUCCCACCCCCACCAUGCCUCCCCGCCUCCCCCUCCCUCCCCGGAACCCUAGCCUACCCUAGGGCAGCACCAGCGACAGCGCCAGGCUUGAUCUGCUACUUCCUUCCCAUGGCGUCCUCGGCGGGCGGUGGUGGGGAGUACUCCUUCGCGGCGGAGUACGACGGCCCGCCGCUCCCCUAUUCGCUCCCGCGGGCCAUCCCGCUCGACCUCUCGCGCAUCCCGCUCGCCUCGCUCUCGUCGCCCGCGUCCCCGCCGCCGCCCACGGCGUCGCCGCUCCCCGUCGUGCGGCCGCUCACGCCGUCGUCGCUCUGCUCGGCCAUCCACGGCCACCGCGCCGGGGUGGCUGGUGCUGGUGCUGGUGCUGCGGCGGCGCAGUCGUCGUCGUCCUCCGCCGUCGCCUCCGCGGGUGCCGGGGGUGGUGCUGCGGCGGCGGUGGACUCCCCCACCUCGGUCAUCGAGAACCACCACGCGGCUCUCCACCACUCCGCCGAGCUCCCGUCGUCCCCCUCCGACGACGAGAACGCGGAUGACGACGACGAGGACGGCUACGAUGCGCCGCCGUUGAAGGCCCACCAGCCUGCGGUCACCUUCGCGGAGACCAGCGGCUCCCUCCUCCAUUCCUCGGAAGACGAGGACGAGGACCAGGACGAGGACGAGGAGGGAUACGGCGACGAGCCCCUGCCCGCGCGAUCCAGCGGCUCCCUCUCUCCCGCGCGCUGGAGGGGAGCAGCCAAGUCCAGCGGUUGCUUCAGAUGCGGGAAAGGGGGCAGCUUCUUUGGCCGCGGGGACAAGGAGGCAUGCCUCGCCUGCGGCGCGCGCUACUGCGCGGGGUGCUUGCUCCGGGCGAUGGGGUCCAUGCCGGAGGGGCGCAAGUGCCUGGACUGCAUAGGGCGGCCGGUGGCCGAGUCGAAGCGGGAUUCACUGGGGAGGGGCUCACGCGUGCUGCGGCGGCUUCUCAGCGCUGCGGAGGUGGAGCUUGUCAUGAGGAGUGAGCGGGAAUGCGCUGCCAACCAGCUGCGACCGGAGGACGUGUACGUGAACGGUACCAAGCUGUCGCCGGAGGAACUCGUCAUGCUGCAGGGGUGUCAAUGUCCUCCUUCCAAGCUACGGCCUGGCUUCUAUUGGUACGACAAGGUUUCCGGCUUCUGGGGAAAGGAAGGUCACAAGCCCCAUUGCAUAAUAAGUCCAAAUCUAAAUGUUGGAGGCGCUCUAGAUCAAAAGGCCAGCAAUGGAAACACAGGGAUCUUGAUAAAUGGCCGAGAAAUUACAAAAUCGGAGCUGCAAAUGCUUAAGUUGGCAGGAGUUCAAUGUGCUGGGAAACCUCACUUUUGGGUGAAUGCUGAUGGGACUUACCAAGAGGAAGGACAAAAAACUGUUAAAGGCAAGAUUUGGGACAAGCCUAUAGUGAAGCUACUUAGUCCUGUCCUAUCACUGCCAACGCCUAACAGAGCAAAUAAUCAAUGCGGUGAAGAACCAGUAAACGUGGUAAAUCGAGCCAUACCUGACUACUUGGAGCAAAGGACCAUUCAGAAGCUCUUGUUGGUUGGGUCAGGGACAAGCACCAUACUCAAGCAGGCCAAGUUCUUGUACAAGAGCAAACCAUUUUCUGUGGAGGAGUGUGAAGAUCUCAAACUUAUCAUACAAAGUAACAUAUACAACUACCUUGGUAUACUACUUGAAGGACGUGAAAGGUUUGAAGAGGAAGCUAUAGCUGAUAGAAGAACUACCUGCCAAAGUGAUCCUUCUAGCUCUGGCCAUUGUGAACCAGAGCUUUGCAAUGAAGUUACUGAGUACUCUAUUCCUCCUCGGCUGAAAGCAUUCUCUGAUUGGAUUCUGAAAGCUAUGGCUAUAGGUAAUCUUGAAGACAUUUUUCCUGCAGCUAGUCGGGAAUAUGCACCACUGGUUGAGGAAUUAUGGAAAGAUCCUGCUAUUCAAGCUACAUAUAAACGCGGAAGUGAACUACCCUUCCUUUCAUCUGCUGCUAGUUAUUUCCUUGACAAGGCUGUCGAUAUUUCCCGAAUGGAGUAUGAGCUCUCUGAUAUGGAUAUCCUUUAUGCUGAUGGGAUAACAUCCUCGGAUGGGUUAGCAUCUACAGAUUUCUCUUUCCCACAACUGGCUUUGGAUGGGCGGGGUUUUGAUGAGCCUGAUCCACAAGACACUUUGCUACGGUACCAGCUGAUCAGAAUAAACAACAAAGGAUUGCAUGAGAACUGUAAAUGGCUGCAAAUGUUCGACGAUGUGAGGCUUGUUAUCUUCUGUGUUGCAGUCAGCGACUACGAUGAGUAUUACGAUGAUGCAAAUGGCAAUGUUGUGAACAAGAUGAUGGAGACCAGGCAGCUAUUUGAGAGCAUUGCCCUUCAUCCGAUAUUUGCACAGAUGGACUUCCUUCUACUUCUCACCAAGUUUGAUAUCCUAGAGCAGAAGAUCAGCAAAUCUCCUUUAACAUCAUGCGACUGGUUCAGCGACUUCACUCCCCUGGUAAGCCGCAAUCUGAUCAACGGCACCAGCAAAAGCUCGCGCGGCAGCUCCACCGGCGCGACAUUGGCACAGAUGGCCGCCCACUACAUCGCAGUGAAGUUCAAGAGCCUAUUCCAGUCGUUCACGGAGCGGAAACUCUAUGUCUCCUACGUGAACGCCUUGGACCAGGAAUCGGUCCGCUCUGCGAUCCGCUAUGGCAGGGAGAUCAUCAAGUGGGAAGAUGAGAAGCCCGUGUUUGGGUCCAGCGAGACGAUAUACAGCGAGGAGCCGAGCUCCUACUCUCACUGACCUCAGCGACAUUGCUUUCGCUGUGUUUUCAGAUGACCAAAGAGGUGUAAAUAGCUGUGAAUGCAUUUCCUGUCUCUCAACCCCUCUUUCUUUAGAGUUUUUUUUCCCCCCAUUUUCAUUUUCCUCCCUUUGUUGCCUAGCAAGAUCAUCGGCUUGUAUGGUUUAGUUGUUUACAAGUAGGGUGAGAUGCAAGAUGUCUUCCUGAUUCUUAUUCUGAUUCUUGUAUGUAUGGAAUAUAUAGUCUUUAAAUUAACAUGGUGCUGAUUCCUGUAA